GCCGCCGUCGCCGCCGCUCCUCCUCUCCCAGUCUUGGGUUUCCCAGGCGUUGCUGCCGCCGCUACCUCUGCGGUCUGUAUGAGGAGGAGGAGGAUGUGAAGAUGGCGGAGCUGCAGAUGCUGCUGGAGGAGGAAAUCCCGGGGGGCCGCCGGGCCCUCUUCGACAGUUACACGAACCUGGAACGGGUGGCAGAUUACUGCGAGAACAACUACAUCCAGUCAGCAGAUAAGCAGCGAGCUCUAGAAGAAACCAAAGCCUACACCACCCAGUCCUUAGCAAGUGUUGCCUAUCUGAUAAAUACCUUGGCCAACAAUGUCCUACAGAUGCUGGAUAUUCAGGCAUCCCAGCUGCGAAGGAUGGAAUCUUCAAUCAAUCAUAUUUCGCAAACUGUUGAUAUUCAUAAAGAGAAAGUUGCAAGAAGAGAGAUCGGUAUUUUGACUACCAAUAAAAACACUUCAAGGACACAUAAAAUUAUUGCUCCGGCCAAUCUUGAACGACCAGUUCGUUAUAUUAGAAAACCUAUUGACUAUACAAUUCUAGAUGAUAUUGGACAUGGAGUAAAGUGGUUGCUUAGAUUUAAGGUGAGUACCCAGAAUAUGAAGAUGGGUGGGCUGCCGCGUACGACACCUCCAACUCAGAAACCCCCCAGUCCCCCUAUGUCAGGGAAGGGGACACUUGGGCGGCACUCCCCCUAUCGCACACUGGAGCCAGUGCGUCCUCCAGUGGUACCAAAUGAUUACGUACCUAGCCCAACCCGUAAUAUGGCUCCCUCGCAGCAGAGCCCUGUGAGGACAGCUUCUGUGAAUCAAAGAAAUCGAACUUACAGCAGCAGUGGGAGUAGUGGAGGAAGCCACCCGAGCAGUCGGAGCAGCAGUCGGGAGAACAGCGGAAGCGGGAGCGUGGGGGUUCCCAUCGCUGUUCCCACUCCCUCUCCUCCCAGUGUCUUUCCAGCCCCUGCUGGCUCUGCUGGUCCUCCUCCCCUUCCUGCUACUUCUGCAUCCGCCCCUGCCCCUCUUGUUCCUGCUACUGUCCCUUCCUCCACCGCCCCAGAGGCUGCUGCUGGGGGGUCUCAGACCCUUGCUGAUGGCUUCACUUCUCCAACUCCCCCUGUUGUUUCUUCCACUCCCCCGACAGGUCAUCCGGUUCAGUUCUAUAGCAUGAACAGACCCGCCUCUCGCCAUACUCCCCCAACAAUAGGGGGCUCAUUGCCCUAUAGACGCCCUCCUUCCAUAACUUCACAGACAAGCCUUCAGAAUCAGAUGAAUGGAGGACCUUUUUAUAGCCAGAAUCCAGUUUCAGAUACACCACCUCCUCCACCACCUGUGGAAGAACCGGUCUUUGAUGAAUCCCCUCCCCCACCUCCUCCCCCAGAAGAUUAUGAAGAGGAGGAAGCAGCUGUGGUUGAGUAUAGUGAUCCUUAUGCUGAAGAGGACCCACCAUGGGCUCCAAGAUCUUACUUGGAAAAGGUUGUGGCAAUUUAUGAUUAUACAAAAGACAAGGAAGACGAGCUGUCCUUUCAGGAAGGAGCCAUCAUUUACGUCAUCAAGAAGAACGAUGAUGGUUGGUAUGAGGGCGUUAUGAACGGAGUGACUGGGCUCUUCCCGGGCAAUUACGUGGAGUCGAUCAUGCAUUAUUCUGAGUAAAGCUCAGCAGGGCUGUGUUUCCCUCACAGGAAUAGUCAGGUCUUCCCAGAUUAUCAAAAGGCCCUGGGGAUACCCCUCCAGUGAAAUGAAGGAAGGAUACAGAUGACACAAACUGCUUACGUUUUUUUGGUUUAUUCCCCAGUAUUAAAAAAGCAAGCUGAAUCUGAACAAACGGAUCUUUCUGCCAU
This is a messenger RNA of Enhydra lutris kenyoni (northern sea otter), 1831 nucleotides long. RefSeq names its product abl interactor 2. Gene Ontology annotation, cellular component: lamellipodium. The coding region runs from base 102 to 1643 and encodes 513 amino acids. Lineage: Eukaryota; Metazoa; Chordata; Mammalia; Carnivora; Mustelidae. The transcript is spliced from 11 exons. Gene Ontology annotation, molecular function: SH3 domain binding. The record is from RefSeq and is a predicted model, not a curated record.